AUGGGUUCAUCAUCUUCGAAGCCCGUGAGAUCUGCCGCGCAGGCAGUCUCACGGCGCCAAUACCCUAAACAACCUUCCACUUUGCCAUCAACACCAUCAAAGCCUCCGUCUCCCGGCCCUGCUUCAGCACCCCGUCCGCCAAAGGAACCGGAAACAAAGACCCGUGCUCCUACUGGCCCAACAUAUCAUUCCAAAGAACAGCCGUCUCUUACAAAAUCAAACGCCAUCGACCUCGACGGCCGAGAUCCCGAUUUCGCCGCAUCCCUCCGCGGCAUCGGCCCCGUUAGCCCAGCCCCGACCCUAUCCAAUUCCAGCACAUUCGCCUCCGGAGCCCAGCGCGGGGACUCCGUUCAAACCGUCUUUCCCCGGGCGGCGAAUCCGGCUUUGCUGGUAGUCACCGCGCGCCAGAAGAUUGCUAAGGCCGCAGAGCGAGAGGUGGAAUUGACCGGACGACAGGGUUUUACGGGACGGGAGUAUCUGGAUGCAUUGACGAUUCGACAGGCGCUGUCGAUGCGGGAUCGGCAGGGUAUGCCGUCGGGGGAGAUUGAGAGGCUCUUACGGUUGAAGAAGGGGGUUGUGGAUCGGUUGGGAGAGAAGGGGGUUGUCUCGGAGGUUGGUUGA
This is a messenger RNA of Aspergillus oryzae RIB40, 621 nucleotides long. RefSeq lists its product as uncharacterized. The transcript has 2 exons. NCBI's taxonomy places the organism in Eukaryota, Fungi, Ascomycota, Eurotiomycetes, Eurotiales, Aspergillaceae. The record is from RefSeq and is a predicted model, not a curated record. The coding region runs from base 1 to 621 and encodes 206 amino acids.